ACUCUUCAGAGGAGACCCCCCCUCCAGCCACUCAGAACUUCAUCAUUCCGAAGAAGGAGAUUCACACAGUUCCCGACAUGGGCAAGUGGAAGCGUUCUCAGGCGUAUGCUGACUACAUCGGAUUCAUCCUCACCCUCAAUGAAGGCGUGAAGGGGAAGAAGCUGACCUUCGAGUACAAAGUCUCUGAGGCCAUUGAGAAACUGGUCAGUCUUCUCAACACCCUAGACAGGUGGAUUGAUGAGACGCCUCCAGUGGACCAGCCCUCCCGGUUUGGGAACAAGGCCUACAGGACCUGGUAUGCUAAACUUGAUGAGGAAGCAGAAAACUUGGUGGCCACAGUCGUCCCCACCCAUCUGGCAGCUGCUGUGCCCGAGGUGGCCGUUUACCUAAAGGAGUCGGUGGGCAACUCCACGCGCAUUGACUACGGCACAGGGCAUGAGGCAGCCUUUGCUGCUUUCCUCUGCUGUCUCUGCAAGAUUGGGGUGCUCCGGGUGGAUGACCAAAUAGCGAUUGUCUUCAAGGUGUUCAAUCGGUACCUUGAGGUUAUGCGGAAACUCCAGAAAACUUACAGGAUGGAGCCAGCUGGCAGCCAGGGCGUGUGGGGCCUGGACGACUUCCAGUUUCUGCCCUUCAUCUGGGGCAGUUCACAGCUGAUAGACCACCCACACCUAGAGCCCAGGCACUUCGUGGACGAGAAGGCCGUGAAUGAGAACCAUGAGGACUUCAUGUUCCUGGAGUGUGUCCGGUUCAUCACAGAGAUGAAGACGGGCCCGUUUGCAGAGCACUCCAACCAGCUGUGGAACAUCAGUGCCGUCCCCUCCUGGUCCAAGGUGAACCAGGGGCUCAUCCGCAUGUACAAGGCCGAGUGCCUGGAAAAGUUCCCCGUGAUCCAGCACUUCAAGUUCGGGAGCCUGCUGCCCAUCCACCCUGUCACCUCAGGCUAGAGGGGCCGAGCAGCCAGAACCACCAGGCCGCAGCUCCUGUGCCUGCCCCCCGCCCCCUGCCGGCCCUCCCCGCCCCCCCUCUGUUUCUGUUUGCUGAGAGGCUGUGACUGGGCGGGUGGCAAGCUUGCUGAAGGGGCUCAGUGUAGCCCAAGGACCCAAGUUGGGCGAAGUGACCAAAGCAUGGCCAGUUUCCCAACCUUCCCUGGGGUGGAUGAGCAAGAAGAGGGCUUGGGCCCAAAUCACUGGGCUCCACUCCUGCUCCUGGCUGUCCCGGCCUGGCCCGGCCCCGUGUGACCUAGGGCUGCCCUGAGUGCUGUGGGGUGGACACUCACUGUCCCCACUGCUUUCCUUUCCUGUACCCUGAUGCCUUUCGAAGUGGGGGAAGCGGUCGCUUCCCAUGGGAAUGGUGCAGUUUCCUAAGCCAUGUUUGGGGGCACCUGUGUGCUUUAAGGCUGGAAGCUGAGACCCGAAACCAGCCUUGGGGUGGGGAAGAGGCAAGGUGGCGAAGUCUGAGCUGUCGUGGCUGGUGCGACCUCCCAGCUCCUCCUCAUAGCCGCCCCUGGGCUGAGGGCACCUCUGCCCAGAGCCUCAUCCUGGUUCCCUGGCCAGAGCCCUCCCUUCCCCCACACAAGGGUACCUACGCAUGAGCUGCCCCUUGGAUAGGCGCUGGGCUCCCUGGAGGGCCCAGCUGGCUGGGUGAGGCCUGUCUUUCCAGAACGUUCCCUGGUUGGGGAGAGGGCAGCAGAGACUCAGGGAGGGGCCUGGGCCCACUGCGCUGUGGAGGGCACGGCUUCCUCGGCAGUCUUAGCCCGGCCGCUUCUGCUACCUCUGUGCUCUGUGUGCUUUCCAAGGGCCCUUGGCCCUGCCUCUCUGCUCUCCUGGGUGGUGGGUGAGUAGUCCUGGGAGGGCUCAGAGGCAGCAGCCCCACUCCCUGUUCCCCACCUCCCCCGGGAUGAGGUCAGUGACAGCCCCCCAGAGCCCAGGCAUUGGCUGAGAGUGCUGGCAAUGGCUGGCCGGCUUCCUCCUGGGCAGAUUCCAGGCCUGGCUCAUGCAAGCUCCUCCUCUCUGAGCCCAGGCCUGCCCUUCUCUACCCAUCCCAGCCCGGAGCCGCCAAGAAGCACAACACGGGCUCGGCUCGGGGUCUGACCGAUGGUCUGAGCAGAGGCUGGGACAGAACCAGAGUCGCAGGCGCGGUUUCCCAGGAGAAGCCCGAUGCCCUCCCUCCCAGGGCCAGCCCCCGCCCUGCUGGUGCCUCCGUGCCCCUUGGUCCAGCCCUUGCGCCCUCAUUGCUGUUUGGAUUAAAGCCUCUGUUUUGCACCUGUCA
Messenger RNA from Tupaia belangeri chinensis (Chinese tree shrew), 2268 nucleotides. RefSeq names its product protein phosphatase 2 phosphatase activator (gene PTPA). Gene Ontology annotation, molecular function: protein tyrosine phosphatase activator activity; peptidyl-prolyl cis-trans isomerase activity. The record is from RefSeq and is a predicted model, not a curated record. Lineage: Eukaryota; Metazoa; Chordata; Mammalia; Scandentia; Tupaiidae. Gene Ontology annotation, biological process: mitotic spindle organization. Gene Ontology annotation, cellular component: cytoplasm; protein phosphatase type 2A complex; nucleus.